Molecule: messenger RNA, 743 nt
Organism: Psammomys obesus (fat sand rat)
Lineage: Eukaryota; Metazoa; Chordata; Mammalia; Rodentia; Muridae
Product: vesicle-fusing ATPase-like
Exons: 5
Biological process (GO): intra-Golgi vesicle-mediated transport; Golgi to plasma membrane protein transport; SNARE complex disassembly
Cellular component (GO): Golgi stack
Molecular function (GO): ATP hydrolysis activity
Source: RefSeq, a predicted model, not a curated record
UCUCCCUGUAUUCGUUUGACAAAGCCAAGCAGUGCAUCGGCACAAUGACCAUCGAGAUUGACUUUCUGCAAAAAAAGAACAUCGACUCCAACCCUUAUGACACCGACAAGAUGGCAGCAGAAUUCAUCCAGCAGUUCAACAACCAGGCCUUCUCAGUGGGACAGCAGCUUGUCUUUAGCUUCAAUGAUAAGCUCUUUGGUUUACUGGUGAAGGAUAUUGAAGCCAUGGACCCUAGCAUCCUGAAGGGAGAGCCUGCGUCAGGUAAAAGGCAGAAGAUUGAAGUAGGGCUGGUUGUUGGAAACAGUCAAGUUGCAUUUGAAAAAGCAGAAAACUCAUCGCUCAAUCUUAUUGGCAAAGCUAAAACCAAGGAAAAUCGCCAGUCGAUCAUCAAUCCUGACUGGAACUUUGAGAAAAUGGGAAUUGGCGGUCUGGAUAAGGAGUUCUCAGAUAUUUUCCGACGAGCAUUUGCUUCUCGGGUGUUCCCUCCGGAGAUCGUGGAGCAGAUGGGUGAGUUUCUGACCAAGGCUUGUGCUGCUAAGCAAGCACAAGCUGACGAUAAGCCCUUCUCAUCAUUCCGAGAUGACUUUUCAAAUCCACACAAUGAACACCAGAUAGAGUGUCUCCCAGCCCCGGGUGACAGAUGCUUAAUCAGCAACUCCCUGAAGUCCUUAUACGGAAUAAGCGCCACCAUUCGCGUCAUGUCGCGUAGCGUGCAGCAUAGCAGCGGGAACACCAGAAGCUAG